Molecule: messenger RNA, 1044 nt
Organism: Didymodactylos carnosus
Lineage: Eukaryota; Metazoa; Rotifera; Eurotatoria; Philodinida; Philodinidae
Source: the annotation of a GenBank genome assembly
AUGUCAAGUAAUACAUUAGAGGAUAGUAAUCUCUUAUCACCAGGAUAUAUUUCGUUAAAUGACAAGAGUAACGAAUAUGUUAAGCCUGAUGCUAACCUUGUCGAUUCGCACAAUAAUGACAGACUCAAAGAAACCAAUUUUGGCAUAUCUAACACAGUCCAUUUUCCCACAACAACAUCAUAUAUCGAAAAUAUGAAUAAAGCAGGCAUUUCAGGAGAAGAAACAGAACAAACACCGUCACUAAUGCAAACUACGAACAAGAAGAACGGCGACGAAAUGGCAUCACAACUCCACAUGCCAAAUAAUACUGAUGAUCAUAACAUCUCUGUGUCUUCGAAUAUGAGUGAUCAUCGUACCAAAACUUUACCAGAUGCUGAUACGAUAGUAGAACAAAAAAAUCCAUCUCUAUCUCCAUUAUCUCGUUCUAAAAACGACGAAUCUCAGCAAGAGAUUGAACGGUUAAAUCCAUUCGCAAUCACUACCAGUGACGAGAAGUUUGCUGAAUACAUAGAAAAUUCUAUGAAAUCUACUACAUUCACCAUUUCAUCAUUGACAUCAACAACGUUACACGAUGAGAAAGAAAUUCGAAGUGGAAUUACUGAAGAUAAUACAGCUUUCAAAUUCAGUCUAGAACCACAAACAACUGCACCACAUUUAAAUUUCGAAGAAGGACGAUUACAUUUUCGAUCUCGAAGUCCUGUUAAUGAUCCGUUUCCGGACGAUAUCUCUGACGAUGUUUUUGUUGAGGACCGAUUGCUAGCCGACGACUCAUCAUCGGAUACUGAUAAAGACGAUGACAAUGAUGAUGCAGAUAGUGAAGAUGAAUUUAUUCACAUAGAAAAACCACCCUCUCCUAUUUAUGACACUACUUCCCCUAAAGAUCUAACUAAAAAUAACUCUGAUACUAAUAAAGAAAGCAACGCAUUUUUUGAUAUAUUUCAGAAAAUGAAAACAUUUUAUAAUCAGUUGGAAGAGGAAUCAGCCUGUAUUAUAAGCGGAAAAGCAAUGUCGAGACGAACUACGCUAAAGUCAGAGAAAAGUUGA